CAGAACCAAGCGCAGGUAACUAAGAAAAAAAUAGCGAGGAGGAGAAAAAAACCCUUAGGGCUUGUUAUGGGGUUAGAGUGAAAGAAACCAAGAUUUUUUUCCAACCUUCUUUACCAGUUAAACCAGUAACUCUGGAUAGAGCACACAAGUACCGGAUCAGGUAGAGUCUGUGGUCGCAAACUCUUUCGUCCUCUCUUCGAAAAUAAUCUCCUUUUCCUCUUCGUUUACUGCAAUUGAAUUUCCAGCUCUUUUGUUUGCUUCUCUUAUCACUUGGAGAAAGGUGAACCCUCGUGUUAUUUUUUUUGGUCUUUGCUUUUAAUUGUAGUUUUUACCCUUGUGGUCCCUGAUGGCUUCGCACAGUGAUACUCUGGUGGUGUUCUUUGGGGCAACAGCUGGUGCAAAUGGGGGUAAACUGGGUUCGGAUGAGAGGGAAUUAAUUCUCUUGGUGUGGCAAAUUGUGGAUCUACAUGAGAAAAAGGUGGGGAAACUUCAGAGACGUCUAGUAAAGCCGGACUCGUUGGAUUUAACAGAACAAUGUAAAGAGGAUACCGGCCUGACCGUGGACGAACUUUUGAAGGCCGAACCACUGGACAGCGUUCUUCAACAGUUCCAGCAGUCAGUGUCUGCAGAAGUGAAAGCCCUUGGCAGAAAUUCUUACACUCUGUGUGUUGAUGGCCCUUUGAUAAUUCGACAGGUUCUCCACCCAGAAGCUUCCAAAAAGAAUUUGGUCUUGCCUGAGUGUUUUUACUCCUUCGUGGACUUGAGGAAAGAGUUUUACAAAUGCUGCCCCAAUGCAGGCCCCGUCAAAGACCUCACCGUGCCAUCCAUGCUGGACUAUGUAUGUAUACCUCCUGUUACGGAUCAAAUGGCGGGGGCGACGGAGGUGAACAACAUGGUCCUGAUCACGCUACACAUCCUGGCUGAGCCUUACAGUCACAAGUUCACAGGCUUUGAAGCUGUCAAGUACAAGUUUGAAUCAGGAGCAUGCAGCAAAACUGAAGCAGUGGACAGCGAGACGGUCAUCCGGGCCCGGGGGUUGCCAUGGCAGUCAUCCGACCAGGACAUUGCACGCUUUUUCAAGGGCCUCAACAUUGCAAAGGGUGGUGUUGCUCUGUGUCUGAAUGCUCAGGGAAGGAGGAACGGCGAGGCCCUGGUGCGUUUCAUCAACUCUGAGCACCGAGACAUGGCUCUGGAGCGACACAAGCACCACAUGGGCAGCCGCUACAUAGAGGUGUACAAAGCAACCGGUGAGGAGUUCCUGAAGAUUGCUGGAGGCACGUCCAACGAGGUGGCUCAGUUCCUGUCCAAAGAGAACCAGGUGAUCAUCCGGAUGCGGGGGCUGCCCUUCACCGCCACCCCCCAGGACGUGCUGGGCUUCCUGGGCCCCGAGAGCCUGGUGACGGACGGCACCGAGGGGCUCCUGUUUGUCAAGUACCCAGACGGGCGGCCGACGGGCGACGCCUUCGUGCUGUUCGCCUGCGAGGAGUACGCCCAGAGCGCCCUGAAGAAACACAAGCAGAUCCUCGGCAAGAGAUACAUCGAGCUGUUCCGCAGCACGGCCGCCGAGGUGCAGCAGGUGCUGAACCGCUACAUGUCCACUCCUCUGAUCUCCACCCUGCCGCCUCCACCCAUGGUGCCGGUUCCUGUGCUGGCGACCCCGCCCUUCCUGGCCACGGGCACCACGCGGGAUUGCGUCAGGCUCCGGGGCUUGCCUUACACCGCCGCCAUCGAAGACAUCCUGGAGUUCAUGGGAGAGCACACCAUCGACAUCAAGCCCCACGGGGUUCACAUGGUGCUCAACCAGCAGGGGCGCCCAUCUGGCGAUGCCUUCAUUCAGAUGAAGUCUGCUGACCGGGCCUUCAUGGUGGCGCAGAAGUGCCACAAGAAGAUGAUGAAGGACCGCUACGUGGAGGUGUUCCAGUGCUCCACCGAGGAGAUGAGCUACGUGCUGAUGGGGGGCACCCUCAACCGCAGUGGCCUCUCCCCACCACCCUGCAAACUGCCCUGUCUCUCUCCCCCGACGUACGCCGCCUUCACCAGCCCCGCAGCCCUCCUCCCUACUGAGGCCCUCUACCAACCCCCCCUGCUGGCCACGCCGAGAACUCCCCAGCCGGCCACGCACACGGCCGCCCCAGCCCUGGCCUACUACCCCCCUCAGCCACACGCCCAGCUCUACAUGAAUAUGAACAUGAACUACACAGCCUACUACCCCAGGCCCCUCAGUCCUCCCGUGUCCCCCUCCACGGUGAGCUACUUCGCGGCCCCCCCGGGCUCCAUGGCGGCGGCCGUCGCUGCCCAGCCCGCCCCUGCCAUGCUCCAGCACGGGGCGCAACACGGCGCACUGGUGCGCAUGCAGGGCCUGCCCUACAACGCCGGCGUCAAGGACAUCCUCAGCUUCUUCCAGGGCUACCAGCUGAGUGCCGAUGCCAUCCUGGUGCUGUACAACCUGACUGGCCAGCGCAGUGGCGAGGCCUUGGUGACCUUUCCCAGCGAGGAGGCGGCCAGGCAGGCCGUGGCCGAGCGCUCCAACCAGAACCUCUACGGUCACUCCGUGCGCCUGCUCUGCUGCAAGUGACCAGGAUGGAAGGACUGAGAGAGGGAGGGGGGAAAAAAAGGAAACGACAAAAAAAAAAUUACAAAAGAGAGGACUGCACUUCACCACUUCACUCCCCAUGCCGACUGCUUUGUUUUUCUGUGAGAACCAGACCAGCACCUCCAUUCUCUCUCUCCCUGCCUGCCUUACCCUCCUUCUCUCCUCUCCUCUUCUGUUAUUCUCCCACUGGAGGACCACCAACAUGCUACAUGUAUAAACUCUUAUGUACAUAUUGUAUUUAUAUAUACAAACGUGUCUCUAGAAGUCUUGCUCAAAGUGCCUGUGCUGUGUGCGUCAGUGUGUGCAUGAGAGAGUGCAUGUAUGGACUUGUGAGCAUGGAUUCUUAUGGCUCCACACUGUACAAACACCAUUCUCUAGUGGUGGAGACGAUAAAAAGAAAAAAAAAAUAUUCAUAAAGGCAUUGGAGUCCCUCAAAAGUUUGACGGGAUGUUUAUUUUGCCGAACAAAGUGCUGCAUUACGACAAGGAAAGCUCUUCCUAUUUAAAACUCGUGUCUUUGCUUGCCCCUUGGAUGAUGUUUGAUUUUCCCCCCUAACUGUAAAACUGACAUGCCAAGGCUGUUGCAAUAUAAUAUUAAAGCCAUAUGCUGUUAAUCACUUAGCCUUGCAGUGCACACUGGAUGGCAAAGGGAAAGCCAAAGCACUACUGAUGACUGUCUUGACUGGAUGGUCAUUCUAGUCCAAGCCACUGUGUGCAGAGGCGAAAAAAAAAAAGAAAAAAAUCAAAGCCAAAUGUGUCUGUGCUUUUUUGUUGCAGUAAGAAGAAAAAAAAAAGUUAUGUUAUUCUAUAGAAAGUGUCAAAGCACUGUAGAACUCGAGAAGCUUUUUAUACUUUGUAUCAGAUGCUAUAAUCAAGUAUAGACCAAAUGUGCCUCUAACUGUGUACUCUUUAGACUUGCAUGUCUCGUAAAUGUGAUUUAAUAGUUUAAUCCACCCAAUCCCCUUAAAAAAAGAUAAAAUAUGUUAUUUUAUUGAAGCCGGAGCUGAAUAUUUUUUGUCUGGUUUGCAUGCUUUUCAUUGUCAUCAUUAGAUUAUCAAAGAGGCUUUUCUUUUGUUGCGUUGAUUCUUAGAGGAUGUCAUUUGUAAAACACUUAAAGUGCCCUCCCCAACCCUCUCCCUUUCCUUAGGUUUUUUUUUUUUUUUUUUUUUUUUUUUAAACCAGCAACUUGGUCCAUGCUACGUCCUGUUCCUUCAUGACUGUGACAAGGCCACUGGGAGUGUUUCUCUUUCUUGAUUUUGCCAUGCCAGCAUCAUUCAGGGGGCAGUGUUAGCUGGACAAGGGUUGAGUGGGCCUGCAAUAGCAGUGCAUGUUUGUUUUUUUCCCCAUCCCCUGUAAACAAGUUUGAAACUUGUUUUGAGUUUAGAAAUGCUCUCUUUUGUGACUCCUGUAUGCUGACAAUAAAUCAAAAAUGCUCCUUGA
Molecule: messenger RNA, 4032 nt
Organism: Sardina pilchardus (European sardine)
Lineage: Eukaryota; Metazoa; Chordata; Actinopteri; Clupeiformes; Clupeidae
Gene: esrp2
Product: epithelial splicing regulatory protein 2
Exons: 15
Coding region: 347-2575 (742 amino acids)
Molecular function (GO): mRNA binding
Source: RefSeq, a predicted model, not a curated record